AUGUCGACCGCCGCACCCGUCGGACACCCGCCCCACUUUGCACCCCCCAUCCUCGAGGUCAUCCAGUCGUCCCAGGGUGGCCACGGUGACGACGUAGGCGACGGCAACGGCGACGACAAUCAGACCACCGCCGCCGCCGCCGCUGCCUCGGCCGCCAAGCGCAGAAAGGCAGACGACGGAAGCGCCGCCACGCCCGACGACGGCGCCGCCGCCUCGCACUUUAUCAGCCAGACGCCCGCCAUCCUCGCCUUUCUCGCCCCCAGGCUCGGCCUGUUGGGCGACCUCGACGGCCUGUCGGACCUCGAGCGCGACAUCCGGCGCGCCCAGAUCCACCAGCUCACCCUCACCGCCCUCGACGUCAGCAACGAGGCGCACGAGACGCACCACCCGGUCGCAGUCGACCUGUACUACGAGGACCAGAAGCAAGAGGCCAAGCGACGCUCCGACAAGUUCCGCAACCUGCGCGUGCCCAAGUUUCUCAAGUGCUUCCAGCUCACCCUCGACGCCAACCGCAGCCAGGGCCAGGGACAGCCGCGCCUGGUGGGCGACAAGACGACUGUGGCCGACCUCACCCUCUUCCAGGUGGUUGACGGGCUCAAGUUUGCGUUUCCGCGGCUGAUGGCAUCGCUCGAGUCGGGGGGCGAGUACGCGCUGGUGUUUGGGCUGCACGCCGCCGUGGCAAAGGAGCUCGAGGGCUACCUGCAGAGCGAGCGCCGACGUCCGUACUCGAGCGGUGUGUUCCGCCACUACCCGGAGCUCGACGGCGAGGUCGAGGCCUGA
Molecule: messenger RNA, 780 nt
Organism: Pseudozyma flocculosa PF-1
Lineage: Eukaryota; Fungi; Basidiomycota; Ustilaginomycetes; Ustilaginales; Ustilaginaceae
Exons: 2
Coding region: 1-780 (259 amino acids)
Source: RefSeq, a predicted model, not a curated record